Molecule: messenger RNA, 1104 nt
Organism: Prorocentrum cordatum
Lineage: Eukaryota; Dinophyceae; Prorocentrales; Prorocentraceae
Source: the annotation of a GenBank genome assembly
GUAUGCCGUGAAGAUUACAGAUCUGAGGAGGCUCAAGGGCGACCAGCCUGCCGCCUCGGACUGCUUUUUGCGGGUGCAGCAGGAGACCAGUCUGCUGAAGUCCAUCGGGAAGCUGGAGCACUGCUGCAGGUUCGUCGACUCCAUGGUCGAUCGGCGCUUCCACUAUUUAGUUAUGGAGAAGUACAGCACGACGCUGUACCAUGCCCUGGAGUGCAUGCCGGAGAGCUCACAGAACGGAGCCUGGCGCUUGUGGUGCAGCAGAUGUUCGCCGCCGUGUCGGAGGUGCAUAGCGUUGGUAUCUUACACCGAGAUGUAAAACCAGACAACUUCUUGGUGACCGGCCUGAACGGCACUGUGAAGCUUUGCGACUUUGGAUUUGCGCGGAAGUUUCCUUCAGGACCCGCAUGCGUCAGGGGCAUAUUCGGGACCGCGCCGUUCAUGUCGCCAGAGAUGGUCAUGGGCCUCGAGUACGCCGCCCCCACGGACGUCUGGUCUCUCGGUGUCAUCCUCUACGCCCUGCUCUGCGGCGAGUUCCCCUACAUGCCGGAGAGGCCCUGCAAGCAGCUCAUGAGAGCGGCCAUCGCGCGCGGCGCGUGCCGGCCGAGCUUCGCCCCCGCGGCGGCGGUGCAGGGCAUUCGGCUGUCCACUGGCGCUGUGGAGUUCCUGCAGGCUCUACUCAACCGGGACCCCGAGAUGAGGCCCUCUGCGAGAGAGGCCCUCGACUACGGUUGGUUCAGGGCGGCCGCGGAGCCGGAGCCGCUCGCGGAGUCGUCCUGCCUCAGGGAGGCGCUGUUCGCCGCCGAGCGCGUGGGUGCCUUCGGGUCCUCGUGCGGUGGGUCCGGCGGUCAGAUGGCCCGCUCGGCGGACAGGAUGCUGCAGGAGCUGCAGCGGAGGUACUGCCGUCAGGGCACGCGCAGCUCCUCCGGCGGCCUGCAGGACGACGGCAGCUUCGUGUGGUCCCCGGUGCACUCGGGGGAGAAGUCUCCGAAGUCCCCAAGGAUGACUCCGAAGUCCCCGAAGUCUCACGGUGGCAAACUGCAUCAAGUCGCACGAGCUCCGCAAGUUUAUGAUGCUCAUCGCUUGGGCGUGCUGAUCAAAACGUGA